Raphanus sativus (radish) is the source of this 1098-nucleotide messenger RNA. Its product is annotated as F-box/kelch-repeat protein At4g38940-like. Bases 1 to 1098 code for a protein of 365 amino acids. The record is from RefSeq and is a predicted model, not a curated record. Gene Ontology annotation, molecular function: protein binding. Lineage: Eukaryota; Viridiplantae; Streptophyta; Magnoliopsida; Brassicales; Brassicaceae. The transcript has a single exon.
AUGUCUAGGGCAGAGGAGCAACCGUCGUCGGAUCCAAUUACGUCACUUCCCGAGGACGUCGCCUUUGACAUCUUAGCGCGUGUACCUAGACGCGACUAUCCAAGAGUCUCCCUCGUUUCGAAACUCUUCCGCUCACUCAUCGUUUCGUCGCCUGAGAUAUUAUACGCGAGACGAUCUUCGUCGGGUUGCGCUGAACACUGUCUCUAUGUUUCAGUCCGUAACCUCGUCAACGGCGUUGACCGUUUUUAUACUCGCAGCAUCGGCCACUACCACCGCUUGGUCCUCAUCCCUGGGCUUCCCGUUUUGCCUCGCCGUGGAAGCGUUGUGGCAGUAGGUUCGAUGAUAUACGUGUUUGGUGGGUUUUACGUUGAUGACUGGAAGGUGACAUCGAGUGCUUUCAGCAUCGACUGUAGAUCUCAUACUGUUCAACCCCUCCCAAACAUGCCUUUACCCAUGUGUGAUACAGUCGCUUACUAUAUGGAUGGGAGGAUCUACGUUAUUGGACCUGAAGACUUAACCUCAGAGUCAAAGAAGGUGGUGGUGGUGUUCAAUACCGAAACACAAACGUGGAUGACGACGACGACAAAGCCAGCAGGGAUGGAGAUACGUAACUUGAGGACGGAUGAGGUGCUGAUGGGUGGUAAGAUGUACAUGAGGGAUCGUCGGAAGAGCUUUGUUUACGAGCCAAAGGAAAGUAAAUGGGAAACGGACGAGGUGCUGGCUUCCAAGGAGUGGGGGAGGGCGUGUGGCGUUGAUGAUGUUUUGUACUAUCACGAUUCUGGUAAGAACGAGUUAAGAUGGUAUGACCCGAAGCAGAGGUGUUGGGGAGUGGUGAAAGGCGUGGAAGCCUUGUUGGCUGAGACGCUUGUUUUUGGGUAUAUACACUGCGUGUGUUACGGUGGGAAGCUGGUUUUGUUGUGUCCUAAAGGAGGUAGGAGUGAGGAUCAAGUAAGGACGGAGGUUUUUUUUGCUGAGAUUUUUUUGGAAAGACGCAAAGGAGGUCAGAUGUGGGGUGAAGUUGCUCACUCGUGUGAUCUUGGUUUGACUGUUCCUGGUGGUAAAUUUAACAUUAUGAAACCUCUUGUUGUUGUGGUUUGA